CGAAAACAUGAGAUGUGAGAAGAAAUUUGUACCAUGAUCAGCGCCAUGCAGUCCCUUGAUAGAUGAUCUUAGCUUCUCCUUACCGAAUGGUAACUUCUCUCUUGAAGAUAUACUAAGUCUGGGGUUUCCUCCCUUUUCGAAAAUUUCUAUGGUUCUGUGGUGUCAUUCGUUUUGUUCCCCCCCCCCAUAUACCCCUUAGAUCUUUGGUUUUACGAUCGGGCAGGAUGCAGUUCCUUUCGUUGCUUUUGCUAUGCCUGACGGCAUUGCAACCAACGCUGGCCGUUCUCGACGUUACAGGAGCCCCUGCUUGUGGUUUAAAAUGUAUUAUGACAUCGAUGGCCAACUCGGACUGCUCAAUAAGCAACACAACAUGUAUCUGCACGACUGCGUCGCUACAACUCCAGAUCGCCGAAUGCGUGACCGCGAGCUGCUCCAUACGUGAUCAAUUAGCUACGAAGAAAUUCUCCUCGGAAACGUGCGGCGUGAAGAGCCAAGAUAGACGGGACCUUGUCUGGAUCAUUGCGAUAACCUUCGGGGCGCUUAGUCUUCUAGCUUUCAUUCUACGAUGUGCUGCAAGGCUUAUUGGCUCGCACGACUGGGGCCAUGAUGAUAGUGUUAUGUGUGUGGUUAUGAUUCUCGAGAUCGCCCUCGCGAGUCUUUCCAUACCUCUUACCCAGCACGGGCUUGGUUUGGACAUGUGGUUCGUGCCUCAUGAUGAUGUAACAGAGGUCCUUCGUUUAUAUUAUUUCGACGAAUUGAUAUACAUCUCAUCCCUCGCUCUAACCAAAAUCUCUAUUCUCAUAUUUUACCUGAAAGUCUUCCCGAAGCGGUCGUUUCGUCUAGUCACCUACGGCUUAAUAGCCCUCAACUUGUUGUACGCCCUCACGUGGGACUUCCUUCUGAUCUUCCAGUGCAGGCCAAUCGCCGGAGCCUGGUUGCAAUGGGACAGCGAAACCGAGACGCAAUGUAUCAGCAUCAACGUCCUGGGAUGGUCUGCCGCAGCUGUCAACAUCGUGUUAGAUUUAGCUGUCAUUAUACUGCCGCUCCCUGAGCUGUUUGCUUUAUCUCUGUCGCUGAGGAAGAGGUUGCAAAUUAUUGCUAUGUUUGCUGUCGGUUUCUUCAUCACCAUUGUCAGCAUCGUCCGCCUUAACUCCCUCAUUCGAUUCGGUACUACACAGAACCUUACACAGGACUACGUUGAGACAGGGUACUGGUCGACGAUCGAAGUUCCCGUAGGCAUUAUCUGCGCGUGCAUGCCGGCCAUACGAUCGCUCUUCAGCCUGGCGCUGCCGAAGGUCUUCGGCACCACGCGCGCGGGCAUCGGAUCAACAUUCAACAGCUUCGGCCCGUCCUCAUCCGGCAACCGGCUCGACUCGCGGAACAAGAUCAAGAUCAAGCAGGAGUGGUCGGUGCUCAGCGAGGGUCCCUUUGACGUGGACGCCGAGCCGCACGGGCGUACCCCCAGCGACGUCGAGCUCCUGGACGUGGGGGGCAAAACGGCUGCUGACGGUAGCGGCGGGGGCCGCCCGGCCGCCCGGAAAAUGACGCUUUCCAAGCACGACGGCGCGUGGCGGGGCAUGAGCAUCCCGGAGCAGCAGGAAGAAUCGUAUAAGUCGGAUGUUUUCACGCGAGAAAGAGAGUUGUCGUAGAGAAAAGCUGGUGGCACAAUUUUUGUAUACGUUAAAAAAAUUCCACAUUGAUCCGCUACCUAAGGUAUUUCGCCUUUAUAGACUUUAUCUUUCGUCCUUAAUUUGUACCUAUGCCUAUACCCUACAGGUUUAAAACGGACAGUACAUUCUCUCUCCGUGAAGCGGUUACGGAGUUGAGGGCAGGGCUGGGCAGGGCUGGGACGGGGUCAUGGAGGGACAAGGGAGCGUGGAACCGCGAGGCCUGACGAAUUUAGGAAGUCGAAAUGCUAUUGGUAAUUUUUUAUUUAUUCGUCAUAUUCCAGCUCGGUCUUACAUUUAACUAGCUCAGUUCUGGAACGAAGCUGCUUCCUUAUGAUACUAGUUCGUCUAGUUUGU
Messenger RNA from Daldinia caldariorum, 2024 nucleotides. RefSeq lists its product as uncharacterized. NCBI's taxonomy places the organism in Eukaryota, Fungi, Ascomycota, Sordariomycetes, Xylariales, Hypoxylaceae. The transcript is spliced from 8 exons. The coding region runs from base 225 to 1649 and encodes 474 amino acids. The record is from RefSeq and is a predicted model, not a curated record.